Molecule: messenger RNA, 2125 nt
Organism: Neurospora tetraspora
Lineage: Eukaryota; Fungi; Ascomycota; Sordariomycetes; Sordariales; Sordariaceae
Product: amidase signature domain-containing protein
Exons: 3
Coding region: 370-1989 (539 amino acids)
Biological process (GO): mitochondrial translation; glutaminyl-tRNAGln biosynthesis via transamidation
Cellular component (GO): mitochondrion; glutamyl-tRNA(Gln) amidotransferase complex
Molecular function (GO): glutaminyl-tRNA synthase (glutamine-hydrolyzing) activity
Source: RefSeq, a predicted model, not a curated record
CCUUGACUUACAAGUCUCCUGGCACGUUUGAGGUUCCCGACAACGUGAAAGUCCAUGUGAGAACAAACCACUCAAGAAGGACCACCAAUACUUAUAGCUCUAGCUCUUGACUGCUAAGAAAUUUCUCCCCAUUCUCUGUCAUCUUCACGAAAAACAGGUAGCCAUCCCUACGAGCAUUUACCUUAAGUUCAUGUAAACCCACUUUACCCCAGCAACAUAUUGCCCGGGAAUUCCCCUCUUGAGCUCUCCAAGCUCCGUCCGAAACUCUCGCGAUUCCCGACCACGGCGAAAGACAGAAACAUGGUGAUCCGACACCGCAACCGACCCAAUUGAGCGCCAAAUCGAGCUGGGUCGUGACCAAGAAACCACAUGUCAGCUAGAACUGGGCGGCUGCGGGGCCUGUGUCUGCGCCAUGUGAGCUCGACAAGGCAAACGUCGCCCAUCCAGCGACGCUUCCUGAAUCAGUUUAUAUCUAGAGUACAACAAGGUGACCAACCCGCGCUCGAACAGCAGCACUUCCGUCUCGCCGUCAAGGACAACAUCGCCACGGUCUCUCCCAACCCCGAAGAGGAAACACCUCUAACGACGACAUGCGGCUCCAACUUCCUCGCCAACUACCGCAGCCCCUUUGAGGCUACCAUCGUCACCCAGAUGCGAUCGCGUGGCGCGCACUUGGUUGGCAAGACCAAUUUGGAUGAGUUCGGCAUGGGUAGCCACUCGGUACACACGGCCUUUGGAGCAGUCGCGCAGGAGUGGGAGCAGGAACAACAAGCAGUCAAGCACUCGGCAGGUGGCAGCUCGGGCGGAAGUGCCGUAGCGGUAGCCACCGACGAAGCGGACAUUGCCCUCGGUACCGACACGGGCGGCUCAGUGCGGUUGCCGGCCGCGUACACGGGCGUGGUGGGAUUCAAGCCCUCGUACGGGAUGCUCUCGCGCUACGGCCUGGUUCCCUACGCCAACUCGCUCGACACGGUAGGGUUGCUGGCGAAGGAAGUGCGGCCCAUUGCCGAGCUUAUUCUCGGAUCGGGAGAGGCAAAAGGCCUCUGGGCCGAGCACGACCCACUCGAUCCCACGAGCCUCUCCCCGGCAGCGCGCAGACGAUGCGCCAGCCAACGGGACUGCUACCACGGCGGUCCUCUUUCCUCCCGGGACCCAUACCCGCUCAAGAACCUCAAGUUCGGCCUCCCGCUCGAGUACAACAUCACGGAGCUCUCGCCCUCGAUCCGACACGCCUGGUCCGCCGCCGCCGCCAAACUGCAAUCCCUCGGCGCGCGCCUCGUCCCCGUCUCCCUGCCCUCGACCCGCCACGCCCUGUCGGCGUACUACGUCAUCGCGCCCGCCGAGGCCUCGUCCAACCUGGCCAAGUACGACGGCAUCCGGUACGGCACGCGGUUUACCUCUCCGACCGAGAGCGAUGCUGCCACCUCGGAAGGAUUAAAAGGACAAGAAGAAGGAAUCCUCUACGCCCGCGCCCGCGCCGCUGGCUUCGGCGACGAAGUCAAGCGCCGUAUCCUCCUGGGCGCGUACACCCUUUCGUCCGCCGCCAUGGAUAAUUACUUCCUCAAAGCGCAGAAGGUGCGGCGGCUGGUAAGGCGGGAUUUCAAUCGCGUUUUUGCGCUGCCUAACCCUCUUCUGGAUAAGCCGGAAAGUUUUGAGCUCAGUGAGCUGCCGGAGACGGUCGGGCUGGAGGAUAAGUGGGGUCCUACCGAGGUGGACUUUUUGCUGUGUCCUACGGCGCCGACGACGGCACCCAGGUUGGAGGAGGUGCUGAGCGAGGAGGAGAAGGAUCCGGUCAGCGCUUAUAUGAAUGAUGUAUUUACUGUGCCGGCGAGCUUGGCGGGGUUGCCGGCUAUCAGUGUGCCGAUGAGGGUUGAGGAUCAGGAGGGAACGGGCAUGGCUGGAUUGCAGCUCAUUGGGCAGUAUUGGGAUGAUGCUAGGCUGUUGGCUGUUGCGGAGGCGGUAGCUGGUGUUGUCGGGGAGGAGCUAUAGACAAAAUGGCGUCUUUAACUCUCGACGUUUGUAUAACUAGAAGCACCAUGAUCGGUGUUAGGGUAUUUAGGUUUGUUUACAUAGUGAUGAUACCCCUGAACAUCCAGUAUUACAUCCAUAUCAUUAACCUCCCAUA